AUGGGAUCGAAAUCCAAUUCGUCAAUAUCUUAUGGUCAAUUAUAUGAUAUUGCUCGAUCGAUCAUUGCUAUCGAUUUUGAUCAAACUAUAAAUUUGAAUAACAAAUCCUCUAACGAUGGCAAGAAUUCAGAUCACGAUGAACUAGAAAAAACAUUGACUAAAAUACUGCAAUUAUGUCAAACGAUAAUUAAUUUUUUAUUGGCCGACAUCAGACGACUUGAAGUGGAUCGUACAGAAUUGACCAAUCGAAAUAAUUUAAUUCAGGAAAAUCGUAAACUACGAAAACUACUACAAUUGCAACAAAAAGCUAUCAUAUAUAGGCGAAUGAAUUUUUUAUCCAUCACAAAUUCGCCUGAUCAUGAAUCAAUCAUUGAUCAAAAUGGAAAUAAUGGUAAUAAUGAUGAUAAUAGCUUAUAUAGCUUAGAUCAAUUGCCCACCGAUUCCAAAUCUAGUUUUCCAAUAUUGAUGAUCCUUCACAAUCGCUUCAAUCAUCUGUAG
This is a messenger RNA of Dermatophagoides farinae (American house dust mite), 498 nucleotides long. The record is from RefSeq and is a predicted model, not a curated record. NCBI's taxonomy places the organism in Eukaryota, Metazoa, Arthropoda, Arachnida, Sarcoptiformes, Pyroglyphidae.